This is a messenger RNA of Lytechinus pictus (painted urchin), 5392 nucleotides long. RefSeq names its product inositol-tetrakisphosphate 1-kinase-like. The coding region runs from base 129 to 1133 and encodes 334 amino acids. Gene Ontology annotation, molecular function: inositol-1,3,4-trisphosphate 6-kinase activity; inositol-3,4,5,6-tetrakisphosphate 1-kinase activity; ATP binding. Gene Ontology annotation, biological process: inositol trisphosphate metabolic process. Gene Ontology annotation, cellular component: cytoplasm. The transcript has 9 exons. Lineage: Eukaryota; Metazoa; Echinodermata; Echinoidea; Temnopleuroida; Toxopneustidae. The record is from RefSeq and is a predicted model, not a curated record.
GAGGAACAGAGCUCGUUGAGCUUGACCUGCAGAAGUCACUGAGUGAUCAAGGGCCAUUCUCAGUCAUCUUUCACAAACUAACUGAUGUAGUUACACAGGCAGCUAAGGGAGACAACAAAGCAAGGUGUAUGAUUGAUAAUCUAGAGAUGUACAUCAAGGUUAAUCCUGAUGUAGUGGUCUUAGAUCCUCUAAGUGCCGUCAAGAACCUGAUGGAUCGUAAUAUUAGCUAUCAAGUCCUACUAGAUUCCCUCCAAAGUAACCCUGAUAUUCAUAGGAAAGUCAAAGUACCCAACUUUGUUGAAAUCCAUACAACCAAAGAAACGGAGAUUAUGCAGCUUCUACGCAAGGCUCAAGUAGGAUUCCCUUUAGUUUGUAAGCCAUCUCAAGCCCAUGGAUCAGUAAUCUCACACAAGAUGUCUUUGAUAUUCAAUGAAGCUGGGUUAAAGGAUAUCAGGCCGCCAUGUGUAGCUCAAACAUUCAUUAAUCACAAUGCCUUGCUUCAUAAAGUGUUCAUCAUAGGAGAUCAGUACUUUGUAGUCAAGAGACCGUCAGUUAAAAACUUCACAAUAGGAGGCUCAGAUCAGAGCACUAUAUUUUUUGACAGUCAUGAUGUAUCCAAAUUCAACUCAACAUCAUUCCUGAAUGAGCUUGAUGAAACUGAUGCUGAUCAUGUGAUGUUAGAGCCAUGUUCAGAAGUACUUAAAUCUCUAGCAGACUGUUUACACAAUGGUCUUCAGAUGUCACUGAUUGGGGCUGAUGUCAUAGUUGAGAACCAUACAGGCCUUCAUUAUGUCAUUGAUGUUAAUGCAUUCCCAGGCUAUGAUGGUGUACCAGAAUUCAUGCAAGUUUUGUUUAACUACAUUGAGAGACUGAUAGUUAAUCCAAAGACAUCAGAACAUAAUCCAGUCAUUCCUAAGGACUCCAAAGCUAAACAAACUAGUGUGCAAUUAAUGAAUGGAAUUGCACCAACACUCAAAGACUCAAUAGCAAAGGUUGAAGAUUGCACCCUUCAACAAACUGUCAACAAACCUGUUAAGAGACCUCUCAAUGAUGUUGUGGAGAAUGGAACAGACUUGGCAUGCAAAAAAUCUGUGCUUGUAAAUGGCUGCACUCCAGGGUCUAAUGGUGAAUGAAAACCAAAUGUUUGGAGGAUCCAGUCUCUUCUAUCAUCUUCACAUGUUCUCCUUUUUGUCUCGCCCACCAGAGGUGAAGGCGAGACUUAGGGAUCCAAAUGUCGUCCGUCCGUCACAAACCUAAUGACACAUAACUCCACAACCGUAAGUCACUUUUCAACCAACCUUGGAUGGUAGAUGGACUUGGGGGACCUGCAUGUUAUGCUGCAGUCGGAGGUCACAUGGUAAGGUCAAAGGUCAUUUUCAGGUCAACGUUAAAGUUUACAUGCAGGUCGACGUUAAAGUUUACAUGCAAGACUCUCUUAUGACACCUAACUCCGCAACCGUAAGUCGCUUUUCAACCAACCUUGGAUGGUAGAUGGACUUGGGGGACCUGCAUGUUAUGCUGCAGUCGGAGGUCACAUGGUAAGGUCAAAGGUCAUUUUCAGGUCAACGUUAAAGUUUACAUGCAGGUCGACGUUAAAGUUUACAUGCAAGACUCUCUUAUGACACCUAACUCCGCAACCGUAAGUUACUUUUCAACCAAACUUGGAUGGUAGAUGGGCUUGAGGGACCUGCAUGUUAUGCUGCAGUCAGAGGUCACAUGAUAAGGUCAAAGGUCAUUUUUAGGUCAACGUUAAAGUUUACAUGCAAGGCUCUCUUAUGACACCUAACUCCGCAACCGUAAGUCACUUUUCAACCAAACUUGGAUGGUAGAUGGACUUGGGGGACCUGCAUGUGAUGCUGCAGUCGGAGUUCACAUGUUUAGGUCAAAAGUCAUUUUCAGGUCAACAUUAAAGUUCACGUGCAAGGCUCUUAUGACAAGUGUUACUCCAUCCCAGUUAUUUCACAAUGAAGUUUUCUUACAAUUCUGUUGCGUGCCCUCGCAAUUCACAAUAUUUCUGGUUAUUUUCAUAAGUGGGCGAGACACAAAAUUGCUUUUGCCUUGUUCAUGCCAUCAUAGGACUGCCUUCUCCUUACAUAACAACAAGUGGUUUCUUCAAAUACAUCUCACUUUCCCACUUUCAGAAGUGGAUAUGCUUCAGAUUGUGCCAGUUUGUUCAUUUCUUUUAUUCUCUUUGGAAUCUGAAAUAUGAGCACUGUUUUAGAACAGGACAAGUUCUUUUACAUUGUUGCACUUCUUCAAGAUAUCUUUUGACCCUGUUAUCUGAGACCUGUGUUGUUACCAAGGUCAAAUCGUUUUUGCAAUGUAAGACUUGGUUUAUUUCAAGGGAUUAGCAGAACUUUCCUGGCCUGUGAUAGGAUUCUUUAGGCUGAUUUUUUUUUUUUACUUUUCCAUCACCAACUCAUGAAUUAAAAAAACCCAAUUUUCUGUCAGUUUUGUUUUUCUUUACUCUCCGUUUAUAAUGACAAGAAAGCCUUCAUUCUUUUUUAGAGUCUGUUUAUUUGAUAUUGUUUCUGUCGUUUUUGAGGUAUCUAUUUUUGCCCUGUAAUGUAAGAAUAUCCCUGUGUAAAAUUUGCCACAUUUUCUUUCAAACAGUAUAUUACUUGGCAUUAAGUCAGUUGAAUAUGAAUUUUAUUUAUGGGAAGUGGUAAAGUAGUUGUGCAUGAAUUUACAAUGACAUUUCUUGACAAUUCUAGGACAUUAUUAAAGGGUAACAGUACAUGUCCUCUAAUUUGUUUGAGGUAUUGUAAAGGAUCUGGGUGUAUGGUAAAUUAACCAUGAAAUUGGAAGAUGUGUGCUCUUUUCCAAGCCUCAUAUUUUGAUAUUUAGAUUAGAUAUUUUUAAUUUCUUACUCUUUAAACAUAAAGCGAAUAUAUAUUUUCUUGCUGUUGUGGCAAUCGUCUUUACCACAAAUAUACUGAAUGGCGCCCUUUUGAGUUGGAUCGGGGAAAUGGGGAUUGCCUCUGGAUUUUAUAUCAUAGCCGACCGUUAUAUCUCAGUUGUUUAAAAUAGUGUGAUAGAGAUAUGCCAUGGACCCAAUAUGUUUCUGCCACCCUGAUAUCCUGUUCCAUUAUCCUCAAACCACCCCACUUUUUUGUCAUUAAUCAGUAUAAUGGUUCAUAUACUACAUGGUAUGAAACCUUUACAAUUCUUUUACAUGAAAUACAAGUCAAAAUAAGAAUGCAAUCUAAUAACGAAUUGAUUUUGUUUCGAUAAUAAACAUUGGAAAUUGAGUGAAAUACAUCAUUGAAAAAAUACUUGUGCUCAUCUAUUUGAUAUAUGAAGAAAACCUUUUUUUGACGAUAGGAAAUUCUGGAAAAUGACUAGCUGUUGUUGUUGCGAGAGAUGCAAUAAUAUACUUUUUCAUUAUUGUUUUUGAAUUCUUGGCUUCCAAUGUAUAGUAAAUAUUCAAUACAUUACUGUUUGUACUGCUUGAUUUUCUUUGUAAUUCAGUGUGAUUAAGUCCACACUUUCAAAACCUCCCAAAACAAGACAUGCGGUAUUAAGAGAUCUGUUAAAGGCCUAUUUUAUGUCAGAGUAUGAAGCCUGUUUUUUUUUUAUACCAGAGCACUGAUAAAUUCUUGUACAUCAAGAUCAUAAGUCAGUUUAGGAGUGCAUAGGAUAUGAUAAAGACUUCAAUAGCAAAAAUAUUCUAGUAAAAUCCAGUAUUAUCUUGUAAAUUCCAUGUACUUUUUAUGUUUAUUCAAUCAUGCUAUCAUUUGUAAAAGUUGAAGCCUGCCCAUCCUAUAUGCAAAAACAGAGUCGAUAUGCCUUUCUAGAGUUGACUAAAAUUAAAUUGCCAAAUAUGCUUUUUCUACUGACCAUUAUAGAAAAUGUGUCGUGUAGUUCUAAGACAACAGAAUCAUUACUGAAAUGCUCUUAAAACCCCUGGUUGUCAUUGAGUUUCACUAAUAAUAGUAUUCAAAGAGGCUUUGGUUGAUACUUGGCCAGUAUAAAUGUACAUUAUCAAGUCAGCUGUAAAUAUAUCUACACAUACCAGUGGCUUUCAUUUUUCAGGAUGUGUAAAUAUUGUGUCACAAUCAUUAUCUCCAUUUCUUUUAUAAAAAAGCAAGUGUUUCAUCUGAAUUCAGACUCUGAUGUGGGGGAAAUUAUGUGCAAUUUUUGAUACAUAAAUAUGUGUUGACCGGUGAUAUUUUCAUGAUUCAAAUUACUCCUGGUAAAGAUUAUCCAUCAUAAUUCUGUCAUGCUUGAACCUAAAAAAAUUGCAUUGUGUUAAUGUAUUCCCUCUACCGUUACUAGAUUUGAUGAAACAUGGUAUUUCAAUUUGAUUUGAAAGCUUUGAAUUUGAUUUACUGUAUUUUGUUUCCUUUUUACCAGUAACUUUUCCUAUGCAAUAUAAAAAAUUGUGAACAAGUGAAUAUGCAUGCCCAAUAAAUGCUUUUUUUAAAUCUUAAUUUUGAAGCUUAAAAGAACAAUUUCUUUCAAACUUGAUUGUACUGAUCUAAAGUGCCUUGAUGAGAACAGAUUUCCAUAUUUUAAUAAACUUUUUCAAUUUUGAUGUUGUCCAUCAAAGAACAGUGUAAAACGUAAAUAAGCCCAGAAUCUCAAUGUAUAAGUUCAUUGUCUAAACAAUCUUUACGUAAAGUGGAAAUAUAUCUUUUGGUAACUGUUUCUCUGUCAUAUCUCAGAGUUUAUUUAAGAUAUUUAAGCUACAUUUUUUUUUUUUUUUAAUUCUACUUUGAUGAAAAGCUUCAAUACAUGUGAAUUCUUUUUAAAUUGUUAUCUGUGAAUUGAAAGCGUCAAUUGUUUGAUCAUGAAUCAACUUCAUUUCAAGUACUGUUUUUUUUCUCUUUCUCUUUGGUUUAUGAAUGAAAGGUGACUUUCAUUUUUUAUUUUCAGUUUAGGGGUCUAGAAGCCAUGUCUGUGACUGCAAGAUAAUUUACUUUUCUUUUAUAUUGAUUAAUAUUGGGGUUUGUUUUGUCUGGUUUUUAUUACUUGAGUGAAUAUAUAAACUCAUAAAACCAACAAGAUAAUGAUACUCCAAAUUACUUUAGGGAUUGGAGAGAGUGAACUGAUUUUUAGCUCAUCUGGCCCAAAGGGCCAGAUGAGCUUAUGCCGUGGCGUGGCAUCCGUCCACAAUUUAAAAAUGCUUCUUCGCCAUUUUCAAGUCCGAUUUCAAUUCUGUUUGCUUUAUAUGAUAGCACUAGGUGGGGAUUCGAAACUUCUACACAGAAUUUUGACUCAGUUAAUAUGCUAAUUUAUGCGCAUUUUUCAAAAUUCACAAAAAAUGCUUCUUUAUUUGUUGACCGAUUUUGAAUUUUUUGCUUCCAUCUGGUAGAGGUUCACCAAACUUCUACACAGAAUUUUGAAAUUUUGACUAGAACAAUUUUUAUGCUAAUUUAUACAAAAUUAA